This is a messenger RNA of Adineta ricciae, 7656 nucleotides long. The record is from the annotation of a GenBank genome assembly. NCBI's taxonomy places the organism in Eukaryota, Metazoa, Rotifera, Eurotatoria, Adinetida, Adinetidae.
AUGUUGAUAGUUGAUAAAUCCGAAAUUGGUGACGGUGAUGAUGAUGAUGAUGAUGAUGACAAUGAUAAUAGUCAACAAUUUACACGACGUUUGAGUUUUACAGAGAAAACGAAGCAGCGUUUAGAAAUUUAUCGACGUCGUUCAUUACAACAAUUUCAUGAUGAUGGUACACAUCGCGUUGACAUCCGUUCGAAUAAAAGUUGCAGUGGAAGAAUGGAUAUUAAUGGUUCACCAUUUGCUCUCAAAGCAUAUGAUACCGAUCGAUUAAUAGUCUCAGAUAUUCCACGACUUGUAACGUAUAAUCAACCAGUUGAAUUUACAAUCGAUGCGUCGAAAGCAGGAGAAGGUCAACUUGAAGUUGCAAUUAAUGAUGGACUUGUACCAAAUCAAGUAAAAGCAUUGGGCAAUUCGAAAUUUCUUUUUACAUUCAUACCUAAAACUACCGAUCCACAUUUUGUCUCGAUUAAAUUCAAUGGACAGUUAUUACCUGAUUUUCCCAAAGAAUGUCAAAUAUUUUCAACAGAAGACAUCACUACUCGUGGUCCUGGUCUAAGUCAAGCAUUACUCGGUGCACAAACAUGGUUUACUGUCGAAACACCCCAUGGAGAAUCCAAUGAUGUGAAAGUUACUGUUCUCACACCGAAUAAUGAAGAAUUAAAUCCAACCACACGUGUCACCGCCGAUGGACUCCGAGUCGAUUGGAUGCCAUCAGAAGUUGGCACCUACACUGUUCACGUCACAUUUGCUGGUAAUGCUGUGCCGGGCAGUCCGUUUCGUGUGAAAUGUUAUGAUCCAAAAAAUGUUCUUAUUACUCCGCCAACAAGUGAUAGCGCCGUUCGAAAACCAACGAGAUUUCUAGUUGAUGCAUCUCACGCUGGUGAAGGCAACCUUGAAAUUAGUGUAAAUCAUUCCGGUCGUAACAUUCCUAAUCAAGUGAAUCCUAUUGGCAAUAGCCGUUUCGAAGUUCAUUUUACUCCACAAGAAGCAGUGGUACAUUAUUGCAAUGUGUUAUUCAAUAGCGAACCUGUUCCAGGAAGUCCGUUUGCGGUUAAUGUAAUGGAUACGCAACGUGUGGUUGUGUUUGGGAAGGGUUUAGGAUCUGUACCGGUCAAUAUUCCGACUUCGUUCACAAUCUUAACACAAAAUGCUGGCGCUGGAGAAUUGAAAUGUUCAAUAAAAGAUCCUGACGAUCAUGGAGUUUCUUGUGUGAUAGCCAAGACAGAUACCAGUCGGUAUGAAGUUUCGUAUACGCCAGAUACCAUUGGUGAUUAUAAAAUUGAAGUAUUACAUAAUAAUGUUCCCGUCGAUGAUAAGCCAUACAUUGCUCGGGUUUUUGAUAUCAAUAAAGUUAUGAUUCAUGAUUUUCCGUCGUCAGCUAUUGUCGAUACAGCGACUUAUUUUAUAAUUGAUGCAACUGAUUCCGGUUCGGGCAACCUGGAGAUCGCUGUGUCAAUCAAUGAUAAAAACAUUCCGAAUUAUGUUCAAAACGAAGGCGGUGCUCGUUUUCGAGUCAAAUUUACUCCCGAUCAAAGUGGAAUGUACCAUAUACAGAUAAAAUUCAAUGGGAUUGAUAUUCAAGGAUCGCCAUUUACAUGUAAUGUAUUUUCAAGUGAUUUUAUAUUUGAAAACUAUGAAUAUGCACCGAUUAACAAACGUACAGCAUUUGUUCUGAAGCCAAAAGCGAAUUCUGUCUUGAAUCCUAAUCUUUACAUUCAUGUGAUUUCUCCAUCUGGCCACGAAUGCGAAGGCAAAAUUGAAGAAAAAUCUCCUAAUCUCUACACAGUUCGGUUUCUUCCGAAUGAAAUCGGCGAUCAUAAAAUCAUCUUCUACAGCGAUAAAGACAAGACAUUUCUGAUAACGAAAUUUAUCAGUCAAGUAUUUGAUGCCAGUAAAAUACGUAUUAGUGAUUUGCCACCUGCAGUUCCACAUCGUCCAUAUAAAUUCACCAUUAAUACCGAAGCGGUUGGUGAUGGUCAUUUAUCGAUAAAACUCAAGCAAAACAGUAAUCGAUUAUCGCAUGAACAAACUCGUCUUAAUGCUCAUAAUUAUGAAGUUUCAUUCAUACCGGAAACAUCGGACGAGUGUACACUUUCGAUUCUAUUCAAUGGUGAUGAUGGAUUAGGUAAUCUCAAAAUACCAGUGAUGCCUGACUCGAAGGAAAUUCGCGUUGCACAUAUUCCAACUGGCACCGUCGGUAAACCAAUUAUCUUUACAAUUGAUAUUAACGAACCCAAACCACUCGAUGUUCUUGUGACUGAAUCACAUGGUGGUCGGGUGAUUCCGCAUACGAUGAUUCCAUUGAAUAUCGAGAAAAAACGAUACCAAAUUACAUUUAUACCAUUAGUCGCUCGUCAACAUACUGUAUCAGUGGGUUAUAAUAAUCAGCCAAUGUCAAGUUAUCAUGUUGAUGUGUUCGAUAUCAAUAAAAUACGUGUGAGUUCAAUUGAAGAUGGUAUCGUUGGUACACCAUUAGUUUUCACUGUUGAUACACACGGUGCUGGCGAAGGUCAUCUCGAAGUAACGAUUAGUGAUGGUAAACGUACAUUGCCAGCUGAAUUGAAAAGUAUUCAUGCACGGAAAUUUGAUAUUGGUUUUCUACCUGAAACAAGUGGAAAGUAUAUGAUAACGAUUGCAUUCAAUGGAAUACCAGUUGAAGGUAGUCCAUUUGUUAUUCAUAUUCAGGCGGCAUCAUUAGCAAAUGAUAAAGCAAGUACACAAGGACAGUUAGGUGAAGAAGAUGAUGAAGAAGAGGAGGAGGAAGAAGCUGAAGAAGAAGAAGAAGAAGAAGAGGAGGAAGAGGAAGAAACUGGUGAACAUGAAUUUUUAAUCGGUGGCCAAUUAGAAGGAACCAAAGUUGGAGAACUUGCUUGGUUAAUCUGUGACACGCCACUUAGUGAAAUCUAUGAAGACUUUGAUCUAUUCGUGUCAGAUCCCGACCAAGUUACUAUUAAACAUACGAGAAUACAAGAUUCUGGUGGUCGAUGGCGUGUGGAGUUCGAACCAAUUAAAUCAGGUAUUCAUCAAAUUCAAACAAAUGUCAACGGCAAUGAUGAAUCAUCGCUUAUUUUGGCUUCGAUGGAUAUCUUACCUGCAAACUAUCAUCGAACAAUCGAAGGUGAAAGAAUUAUUCAUCCCAAUGUACUCAAUUAUAUCACAAUUAAUUCGACUAAUGAUAAUUUAAAAGUUCGCAUACGACGUUCGAAUGGAGAUGAAGUACCUGUCGGUCUUGAACGAGAUGCAUUAGAAUGGAAAGUGUAUUGUACACUUGCUGAAACUGAUUAUUACCAAAUGAGUGUUAAUGAUAAUGGCGACGAACAAAUAUUUGAUAUCCAUUGUGUUAGCGAGGAAACAGAUAUAUUCCGAAAUGGCGGUAUUGAAGAUAUAACUCGAUUGAUUGUUGAUGAAAGUAAAUUAAAUGGUAGUGAUGUGAAUGUGAUCGUUAAAGAUCCAUUUGCUCAUACGAUACCGGCAGCGUUCUAUCGAAAUUUUAAUCGCGAUUUGAUUAUUGAAUACGUACCAACGAAGUUGGAUGUUCAUGAGGUGUUUAUACGAACACAUAAUAAUCUUCUGGAUAUAUGCCCGAUUCGUAUAAUGUCGUUUGGAGCGAUUAGCCCAUUCGAACCAGUACUUCGUGUACAAGUCAAAGAAGUUCUCCAGCAUACAUUUGAAGGUGUUAUUGAUAACGUCGACAAAAUUCAAAUCGAUAUCAUUGAUUCAUUUGAAAGACCGUUACCGUUUCAACGUUCUACAAAUGAAAUUGGAGAAUUAACUGUUGCUUUAUCGCCAGUGCGUGUCGGAACUCAUUGGAUUCGUGUAUCAAAUAAUGAUAGUAAAAACUUUGCUCUAUUACCAAUCUUUGCCUACGAUGAUGACUAUGUUCCACUUUCUCCAAUCGUCACACCAUCACCAGAUGAUAAAAAAGGCAAACAGAAAUCCUCGAAAAAUAUGAAUCACAAUCAUAACAAUAAUAAUAAUAAUACAGGAUUCGACACGUUCAUUCCACUUCUGGCAGGAAAAGACCUCACAACCAUCAGUGAAACAACGGAAACAUCGUCUUCACGAACAUCAUCCGCUACGUCUUCGGAGCUACCACCGCCACCUUCGCCUGUAAAAGAAAUCGUUGCAGAGAAUCCUCCGGCUUCUACUGCUACAUUUCCCAAAGUACCAACGACAGAUGGUCGCGUUAGUCCGGAAGUACAAGUGCUCGAUAUUACUGAUCUUAAUGAUCCAGGCGUUGGAACUGUUUCGAAAUUUAGUUUCAAAGAUCCUGAUAAUAAAUUCAAUAUUGCAAUAUUUGAUACUGAUGGAAACACGAUUAGUUACAGAACUGAGCAUCUUCUCGAUGGACGAAAACAAAUCUUCUACGAAGUUACGACUGUCGGACCUGUGGAAAUUCAUAUAUCGAAAGAAAAUGAGCCGAUCAAUGGUAGUCCGUUGAUAGUUCAUGCAUUCAAUCCUGCUUCUGUUUACUUAAUGGAUUUCCCGGAUAAACUUCAGCUAAAUACUACCAAUCGAUUUAUUAUCAAUCCAACGAAAGCUGGCAAAGGCUCAUUAAAGAUCGCUGUAAAAGAUCCAAAUAAUCGAAGUGUCCCUAUAACCGUUCUCAAACGAUCCAAUGGUCAUGUCACAGUAGAAUUCAAACCUGUAACAUUAGGUUUGUAUACAACUUCUGUAUUAUUUAAUCGUGUACCAAUACCCGAAACACCGCUUCGUGUUGCUGUGGAGGCGAAAGAGCUAGCCAAAACUCCCGAAGAAAAUGUUCCACCACCACCACCGACUUUCACUGGCAGUUCAGGUAGCAUUGACGAUAUUGAAUUACGCGGUCGUGUAUCACAUCCGAAAUCAAUCGAACGUGAACGACCACGUUCCGUAUCAUCUCAAACAACAUUCGAUCCAAUCAAUACGCGCUUAUCUAAAUCUAACGAAAAUAUCACCCAAACGGUAUCUCAACAGACGCCGCCCUUCAUUGAGCAACAUCGCACGCAACGUGUCACGAAAUCAGAAGAUCGACACUCGUCAGCAUCUGUCACAACUCCAUUGAACGAUUUGCAAAUUCAACGGUUCAACAUACUCAAAGAUAAAUUCGAACGUCAGCAACCAAUCGAUACCGUAUUCGAUUCUCGCCGAUAUCCAUUCAAAGUCUUUUUGCAACAUCCUUAUCCGUUGACUAAUAUUGAUGUUCACCUGUUAAUUGAUCUUCCACAUAUUGCAUAUGUACACGUCACUAUCAAUGGAACAGAGAUUCCUCUUCAAGCCGCCCGACGAAAUGAUGACACAUUUCUAUUGAAAUUUCGACCCAUCACCGCGGGAGAUUAUUCAAUCAUAUUAAAAGAUUUUCUUGAACAACCAAUUCCUGGUUCACCAUUCAUUUUUCCUGUUUAUAAUCCUAGUAGUGUUCAUUUCGAAGCAUCGAAUCGUUUACAACCAAUCAAUGACUGUCAUCUGAUUUGUAAUAUUGAUAAAGCCGGUCCGGGCAAAUUCUUCGUUAUGGUCUAUUCUCAAAUAGAGGAAAAUCAAUUUCAUCCAAUCAUCAUUCCAAUUCAUAUUCAUCCGCUUCCAUCAAAUCAUAUCCGUAUAUCGAUAUCACCACCGAAGAUCGGCACGUAUCGAAUCUACACAGCCUAUCGAAACAUUCCAAUAAACGAACAUCUGAGCAAAUCUCGAACAACUUAUCGAAAUCUUCAUCAACCACCAAGUCCAACCAUGCUGUCAACAAAAGCAAAGAACACAACUACGACAACAAAAUCAACACCAACAUCACCUUCAAAUGAUACGGGAAUGUUUCGUGCAAUACGCGGUCAAGUUAUCAUACAUCACGAUGAUGAUCGGUCGUCAAAAGUUCAACGCGAAGAAGAUGUAGACGAAGACGAAGAAGAGGAAGAACUUGAAAAUAUUCCCGUUAGUCGUUCGAAUGGUGGCAACUAUGAAUUACACUAUGAUGUUGACAAUCCGUUGGAAAUCUCCUGCUCGAUGUCGCUUUCGUCAGCAGAAACCAUCUCUGAUCAUUCGCCAUCGCCAACUCGACAUACUUCAUCGAUAAAUGCCGAUGAGAAUAAUUCGAGUUCAAAGCCUGAUCAUACACCUAUUGAACUCUCAGAUGAGGAUGAGGAUGAUGAUGAUGAUGAUGAUGACGACGAUGAUGGUGGUGAUACACCAUCACCAAUCUUGAGCGAUAAUAAUCACCUUGAGAAAAACGUGAUUGACCAGGAUGCUAUCAAGGUACAAGAUGAAAAACUACGGACGUUUCGUGGUUGGCACUUAUCUAUGCUUAAGCAAAUCGAUGAGAAACUACGAGAAAUCGAACUCGAAACAGUUAAUCUGCCCACGACAGUCACAACUAAUACGACAACAGCAACGACUCCGACAUCAAUCAUCGAAACGAAUAAAACAAUCAUUAAACCAUUGACAAACAAGAAAAAAGUACUGCGUCCCACCAUUCGUCGACGUUUCGAAACCACGAAUGUGAAACGCCAUCACUCGCCUAUUCCUCAGAUUAAAAUCAGCACCUAUCGCUCGCGCACACCAUCAGGAGAGAAAGAAUCUCGUACAUUAGUAAUUAAUUUACCACCUUCAUCCUCCUCAUCAUCGUCGUCAUCAGAUAACGAACAAGAUUUUCCACCGCCACCGGCACCUUCGGAGCCCAUACAUAUUCGUAUUGUGCAAAGUCCGAGUCAUCCUCUAUGCCAACGUUCACAAAGUACUGAACGUUUAAUUUUACGUGAUCAAGGUGCACAAACCGAACCAUUCAAUAGUUCGAAUGGCUUCAUUGAUCAUCGACCUAUACGUCCAGCAAGUGUCGAAUGUGAUCGAAUACAGCCGACACGUUCAUUGACCCGUGCACAAAGUAAUCAAUUUCUUCAGCAAAAUCAACAACAGAGGCCCAUACCGCAACGGCCACAACUAUUUCAGCCUCAUCUCUAUCAGAAUCUUCCUCACCCGCAACAACAGCAACAGCAACAACAACAACAGCAGCAGCAGCAGCUGCAAUUUCCUCGCCAGCAGCACACUCCACAAGCAAGUGAACAAAUCAAAUUCUACAGUUUACGUAGUCGAAAUGUUCGAUCGCGACCUAGUAUUGUUACUCAGACACCAACGCCAAUAUCGCAAUUACCACCCGUACGUCCUGUCAUCCCGCAUCGAUCAGUAUCUGUUGAGAAGAAAAUACCGCCUCAACCUAGACCACAACCAAAAUCAACUAAUACUCACGCACCAAAAGUAUCUGCUGAUCCAUCUGUAUACUCGGAUGAUUAUGGACAUGUUACGCAAAUGGAUACGAGAAAUUUAGGGACAUUAGUCGACAAAGUUUUCGAUGAUAUCUAUCAAGACAAACCGUCAGAUUUCUAUCGAGAUUAUAGGCAACUUUUAAACGACAUUCAAGUUCGAUUUAGUAUGGUCUCUUCGUCUGAACAACCGAAUACUACACAUCAACAUAAUCACCAUCGUGCUCCUCCCCCACCUCCGACGGGCCCGGCUCCUCCACCACAACCGCCGCCACCGCCAACAAUCUACCGAUCGGCACCAGUAUCAGCGCCGCCGCCACCACCAACAACAUUGCCAACAAAACCAAAUUUUCCUGAAUAUAAACGUGUGCCUAAGACAUCAUCUUCUCAAGCUCAUCUCUGUGACACACUUAUCUACAUUCCGAACCCUCGCUGA